CAUCGAUUUGAUGUGUAGAGAGUAGAGUCUUAAAUGCAUGUACGUAUGCAACAUCGAUCAGCCAGAAUCGAUCGAUGGUCCGACCAAAAAUGAGUCAGUGUCACUUCACAAUCCAUCCAUCUAUUCAUCCAUCCAUCCAUCACUCGCCAAGAAGCUUCGACCAUCCACCCGGUGCGGGUCACACACGCGUGAACUUCAACUGCAUGUGCUUCAUGUUGUAGUCAUUGUAAUCGCGCGUCGUGAGGUCGAUGUGGCCAACGUCGAACCGCCCGCCCAUCUUGCCCGCGAUGGCAUCACUGCUCUCCAGCAGCUCAAACAGACGUUCUCCUAAGAAAGCUCCGGAGUCCUUCAGGAACUCCAACGUGAGGUUGUGGAUACCGCGCAGCUCCAGCAGAGACACCACACACUCGUAGAGCCGCCCAGCCGUCACAGACACAUCAGGACGAACACCACGCGGGUCUGCAGACACACAACAUUCAUUCUUGCUGCACAUCUCCGCUGUCACUACGCUGUCACUCACCAAUGUCGUCGUCAUCCUUUCCUUCUGCCACACACACACACACACACACACACGGAGAAAGAGAGAGAGAGAGAGAGAGAGGUCUCAGCCUCUUCCUUCAGCGUCCCAUGUCGCCCUCUCUCACCGAGUGUGAUGAGCAAAUCCUCGAUGAUGGGCAAGCUUGCACGUUCCUGCCCCCACAUGAGAAAGGAUGACUCCGUCUGCUCUGUCGUCGAUGGCUGCACAUGGACGGUCGUCACCGUCUUGUCGGGCCCGAUCGCCUUGAGCAUGCCGAGGGCGCUGUUGUGGCCGGUGCGGCAGGUCGCCUGCAGCCUGGCGGGAUCCUCAUCGGAAGCCUUGAAUGCCAGCGCCGCUCCCACCGCCGCCCCGACGGGACACUCGACCAGCACCAUAGCGGGGCUGAGUCAGCAGGGAAAUGGACACAGAUUCAUUGAGCUUGGUGCCGUCCAUUCAUUCGUGUGUUCACCUGGUUGGACGUCUUUCCUCUACCCCGGGGGGCAGCCCAAAGAAGCACCUUCUGAGAGGCAGAGGGCGGCGGUCCAGCCGGGGCGGUGCGCGGGGGCCGAAUGGGGAGGGGCACUUCUUGGUGAUGUCGAUGAGCUUGGCAAGAGUGGAUGUGGGGGCCGGUGUGUCGGGCUGGUCGGCGAGGUUCGGACCUAUGAUGUAGACCGUCUCUGCCUUGUCGAAGGUGAGCGAUGCUGCCAGGGCGGCGAUGCCAGUGCUGGGUGGCGUGUCGGGGUUGUCGAUGUGGUCCUGGGUGAUGACCCACGUCAGGUAGGGCACUUUGUUGACGACGUCCCGCACCCAUCCUGCCAUGUCUGCCGGGGGCGUGUCCGGCAGCUGAUGGAGGGAGGCAAGGUCGAAGCAAUUGCAUGGGAAGUCCUCGAGGGACGAGUUGGUGGGAUGGUAGUGGAACACGAUCUCCAUGCUGGGUUUGCCUACAGCUGCCUUGAAGGCGUGCAGGUCUUGCAGGAAGUCGACGAAGCGGAAGGCAUGGCGUGAGUCCGCAGCUGGCCGGUCGAAGAGCACCGUGAGAGACUCCAACUGCUGCCGGCAGCCAAGUGACAUCAGCGUCUCCUGCACACGACAAAAGGCAUUCAUCGACACCACAUGCAUGCCAUUUGUGAUUCUCUUUUUUGCGCACCUGCAGUUCCUUCAGAUGGCUCCGGCGAUAGCCGCGUCCGAUCCUGAGCGGUCCGAGUCUCUCCAAGCGAGCCAGAGAACCCGGCUGGCAGUACUUGAAGACAUCACGCCAGUCGGAGGGCCACAGCAGUGGUGGCCCAAAUGUGGGGACGACGAACAUGUAAGUAACGCACUCCAGACACUUGAGGCAGUGGGAUCCACUGAUCAGCUCGCCCAAAUCCAAUGUCGCGACGACAUGCUUCCUAUCGGCCAUGUCAUCCACCAGUUCCCGCACUGGAAUGCCUGUCACGCACCGCACCUCUUGAAGCGCCGGCGCCUGCCAUUUCCUGGCCAGAUGGAAGAAGUAGGGCGGCGCUGCUGUGAUGGUCGUGAGAUGGGGCAGGCGGGUGCCGCGGCCGAAUUGGAAUAUCUUGAAGGAGGGCUCCACAGGGCAGCUGGUCUUGAGGUGGAUGGUGGUGAGUGUGCCGUUGCCCCUUGUGGCGUGCCCCUCCGCAAUGUCGGCGACCAGGCCAGACCACCCCAGCCCCCCCUGCCAGUCGUCCAGCGGAUGGUCAUCAUCGCGUCCAUGGAAGACGUGCUUGUUGUCGUAUCCAGCGGUGAUGUGGGUCAAGUUGGCGAGCCUGCCGCCCCAUGCCCUGGCAUCCUCACGGCUCAUCGACAGCCAGAAGUAGACCUCCUGGUGGUUGAGUCCAUCGACGCUCAGUGUGCUGUGCUGGUCGUAGUAGGGGAAGACUGUCGGCUGGACGGAUGGGGGGAGCAGACGAAUGAAGUAGGGCGGCAGGAACGAGACAACCUCUCCAACCAUCCCCGGCCUCCGGAACAAGAAGAAACAUCCAUGUUGGUUCCUUGUGUGCUGUGUGUGUGUGUGUGUUCUUUCUUUCUUUCUUUCUUUCUUUCUUCUGCCCGCUUGGCUGACCUUCCCAAAGAGCAACUUCACAAUCUUCUUGAUAUCGUCAGCCGUGCCUGAUGAGCGAGCAUCAAUAACCGACACACGUGUAACUCCAUACUGCCUGGCUUGGUGAGAUCCUGACCAGGAAUGCCUCGACGGUCGGCCUCUCGAGCGCUACAGCCCCGGUCGAAGAUGGGCAGUUGGUAUCCUCUAGCUGAAAUAAUCGGCAGGGAUGGACACAAGGGCAUGCGCUGGUCCAUUUCUCGUGUUUGUGUGUCGCCAUACGCUGCCAGUCGAAGGGGAUGGCGUCUCGCGGGAUGUGGGCGUAUUUGCCUGUGGACGUGCCGGCCUCCAGGGCAGCGAGUGCAGCAAUGUCGUCGAAUCCAACGUACUGACAUCCACGCAGACGCCCGUGUCGGCUUGGUAUGGCAGUGAGUGUCUUGAUGCCCUUAUCACAAUUCGUACCGCGAUGAUGCAUGCGAUGCGAGCGCAGGCCAGCUGAAUGAGAGGGCGACAGUCGACAAACUCAGCCGCCUGCAUCCCACCACACCCACAGCACCAAUGGGCACCGGCGGUAUGUGUGGGGGGUUUGUCAUAUCGUACCAGAGUCAGCGAACAGAGACCGUCCACGGUUAGGCGUUCGAUGAACUUGGCGUCCCAGUCAUCAGCAACAACCUGCACUCACACACGCACGACAUCCUGCCGAUGCACGUCGGCCCUCUCCCUCCCUCACUGACUGACUGUCAACUCUCACCUCCGUCAGUUCAUCUGUUUGGAUUGGCUUGCUGAUGUCGGCAGCCUGGCCCUUGUGAUGCUCCGCAUAUUCGAUGAUCUGCUCGAGCUGGGCGCUGUCGACGGCCGGCAGCGGGAUGGGAUCACUGCUCCCGCCUGAAGCAGAAGAAAUGACAUGCAUUGUUACAGAUCAUCGGCCCGUGUGCCCUGAUCCCAUUGCCUCUCUGUCGUACUAGCGGCUGUCUGUGGCGCCGAUUGAAUGAAGCCGCACAUCUUGGCGCCGCCCUCGCUCAUCUCGUGCAGACGGCCGUCAUUUGACUGCACAACGACGCUACCCACGGACUCCAUGAUUACGCCAAUGCUGAGGAGAUGC
This is a messenger RNA of Vitrella brassicaformis, 3657 nucleotides long. The record is from the annotation of a GenBank genome assembly. NCBI's taxonomy places the organism in Eukaryota, Vitrellaceae.